Messenger RNA from Symbiodinium sp. CCMP2456, 1626 nucleotides. The record is from the annotation of a GenBank genome assembly. NCBI's taxonomy places the organism in Eukaryota, Dinophyceae, Suessiales, Symbiodiniaceae.
AUGGACUGUGGCAGCAUCCGUGGAAUUGCUGAUGAGGCCGACUGUGGCAUUUCUGCCUUUGUGAACUGGGAGCUGAAGCCCAUCGGAGGGGCCUUGAAAUGCUUUCCGGAAGAUUUCGUGGUCAAAGAGCUUCCUCUUCCGGACACCGAGUCUGGCGAGGAAGAGGACGAGAAGCAGUUCCUCCGAUUCCGCCUUAAGAAGCGUGGCCUGGACACACUGGAGGCCGUUGAUGCACUGGCAGCCGCUUGCCACGUCCCUGCACACAGGUUUGGUUUCGCAGGGAUCAAGGACUCUUUUGCUGUCACGACCCAAGAGCUGACCGUGCCGCGAAGCUUGAUCACCGAGGCCGGGCUGCGCAAAGCAGCAGCGAACCUUCCCGGUUUACGGGUGGGUCGUGUGCGACGCAGCCGUCGACCUCUCGUGCCAGGACGCUUGAGAGGCAAUCGCUUCAUUCUUAGAGUCCGUGGCAUCCAGUCCAGUGCCGAGGAGGUGAAAGCAGCCGUGGAAUCCCUGAAGACGAGGGGUUUCAUCAACUACGUUGGCAUGCAGCGUUUUGGCAAGGGCGGUGUCCGCAGUGACCUCCUCGGCUUGGCAUACCUCCAGGGAGACUACGUUCGCUGCGUGGAUAUUUUGCUGCGCCAGCAUAGCGGUGAGAAGGGAAGCGGCCGAAUGCCGAAGUGGGCAGAGGUUUACCAGCGUACCAACAGUGCGGAAGCAGCACUUCGAAAGCUUCCGGAGGGCAGCUGCUGGGCUGAGCGGCGUCUCCUGCGUGCCUUGCGCCGACGACAGGACAUUGAAGGUGGAACUGCCAUGCCAAAAUGGUGUGACGAGGAGCAAACUUCGCCUCCAAAGAAGCGCAUGCGAUGGGGCGAAGUUGCUCGUGAAGCAUUUUUGGCUCUGCCAAGGACCAUUCGCGCCCUGUACGCCCACUCUUACGUGGACAGACUUUGGAACUUGGGUGCCACCGAGCGCAGACAAAUGGGUCUGCAGCCGGUCCAGGGCGACCUCAUGGACGAUACAACGCAACCCGGAACAUGCAGGCCGGUGCACUUGGAGAAGGAAGAGGCUGCAAAGGCCUCGAUUUUCCACUUGCUGCUGCCACGACCUGGAGCAGGUGUGUCCUUGCCCGGUCAUCAUGUGGGGCAGUUUAUGCGGAGUUAUCUUGCUUACGACGGCCUCGACCCCGAGGAGCUGACCCUGGAGGCCCCCAACACGGACGAUCCCGUCCGGCUCACUGGCUGUAUGCGACACGUCCUCAUUCGGCCAGAGAAGCUCAGUUGGUAUUUGGAGCCCAACGUUGGCAUUCCUGAGACCGAUUGGGCAGACCAGCCUGGGACGAAGGUAAGCCGUGCAGUGAAUCAUUUUGCCCGUGCCCGCGCCAAACAUGACCUUGAUGAGUCAAAGUCACUGGUGCUGGAUUUUCAAUUGGGUCCUGGACAGUAUGCCACUAUGGCAAUGCGGGAGGUCAUGCGACGCCGGCCGCCGAAGGCACCGCCGCGUCACGUGGUCUUCAGCGACACCGAGGAGGAGCCUGAGAGUCUUCAUCAAAGCCGCGAGCGUGGAAAAAUGGAGUUCGUUGCAAGGACUCUGUGUGACUUCUGCGAGCGCUUCCCCCUGCUUGAGUAG